AUGGACAAAAUAGAGAUGCAAACCGAUAGCGGGCCAAAUCUUCUCGCGAAGCGCAUGGCUUGUGAAGAGAUGGAUAUCUCUCCUGGUACCAAAAGAGCUAAGGGCUUUCAUGAUGGGCUGACAGAGGUGGUUAUAGCUCCAGCUAUAACCCGGAUAGUUCCUUUCCCUGAGAAGCCUGCAGUUUUGGAAGAACGAAAUGGCGAGAUCGAGCUACGAGUUGUCAACAAUGAUGGCUCUAGAGAGAGCACGAUUAUCCUUACAGGUCUUAAAUGCCUAUUUCAAAAGCAACUUCCGGAAAUGCCCAAGGAUUACAUCGCACGUCUCGUCUACGAUCGUGCUCAUUUAUCGAUCGCUAUCGUUAAGAAACCUCUAGAAGUCAUUGCCGGUAUAUCAUUUCGGGAAUUCCGAGAACGCAAGUUUGCCGAAAUUGUUUUUUGUGCAGUCUCAUCUGAUCAGCAGGUGAAAGGAUACGGAGCACAUCUUAUGGCCCAUUUAAAGGACUACGUCAGAGCUACUUCCCCGGUGAUGCAUUUUCUGACCUAUGCCGAUAAUCAGGCCAUUGGGUAUUUUCAAAAGCAAGGCUUUACUAAAGAGCUCACUCUCGAGAAUUCUAUCUGGAUGGGCUGUAUUAAGGAUUACGAAGGCGGAACACUUAUGCAAUGCUCUAUGCUUCCUCGAAUACGGUAUCUCGAAGUUGGUCGAAUGCUUUUGAAACAAAAAGAAUCCGUUCUAGCCAAAAUACGUACCUCGAGCAAAAAUCAUAUCAUUCAUCAACCGCCUAUGCAAUGGGCUAACGGCGUGGUUCCCAUUGAUCCACUCUCUAUCCCUGCCAUCCGGGCAACUGGCUGGUCUCCGGAGAUGGACGAGUUAGCACGACAAUCAUGCCACGGAUCUCGUUUCCGCGGACCCCAUUUCAACGAAUUUCGUCGUUUUAUUAACGAUAUCCAAAACCACAAACAAGCAUGGCCCUUCCGCAAUCCAGUCAACAAAGACCAAGUCCCUGAUUAUUACAAUGUCAUUUUAUCACCAAUGGAUCUAUCAACCAUCGAAGAGAGAUUAGAGCAUUACACUACUCCGAAGGACCUUCUCGCCGAUCUCAAGUUGAUUUUCAGUAACUGUCGGCAGUACAAUGAUGCCACAACGGUGUACGCCAAGUGUGCGGUCAAACUGGAGAAAUACAUGUGGAAACUGAUCAGGGAGAUUCCUGAGUGGUCUGACUUGAUUGAAGAAUGA
Molecule: messenger RNA, 1233 nt
Organism: Penicillium roqueforti
Lineage: Eukaryota; Fungi; Ascomycota; Eurotiomycetes; Eurotiales; Aspergillaceae
Product: bromodomain-containing protein
Exons: 2
Coding region: 1-1233 (410 amino acids)
Biological process (GO): positive regulation of transcription by RNA polymerase II; chromatin remodeling
Cellular component (GO): histone acetyltransferase complex
Molecular function (GO): histone H3 acetyltransferase activity; protein binding
Source: RefSeq, a predicted model, not a curated record